Messenger RNA from Melanaphis sacchari, 1793 nucleotides. RefSeq names its product Y+L amino acid transporter 2. Lineage: Eukaryota; Metazoa; Arthropoda; Insecta; Hemiptera; Aphididae. Gene Ontology annotation, cellular component: membrane. Gene Ontology annotation, biological process: amino acid transmembrane transport. The record is from RefSeq and is a predicted model, not a curated record. The transcript is spliced from 13 exons. Gene Ontology annotation, molecular function: L-amino acid transmembrane transporter activity. Bases 203 to 1666 code for a protein of 487 amino acids.
GAGAUCGGGAGUAGCGUUGCUCAGUAACCGAAUCGUUGAGCAGUAGACGAGACGACGCCUUAAAAAUUUUUGCACGUCGUUAUUUUUUAUUUAUUUAUUUUCUUAACUCACGAUGACAUAAUUCCAAAUCGUAGGUAUAUACAGCCAUUCGCAGUCGCCGACCGCAACAACUGCAAUUAGAUAAAAAUAAUUAAGAGAGAAAAUGGGUGUGAAGCGGAAGGAAGACGGAGCGGCAGUAGCGGCGGACGUGGCUCCAACCGAAGACGAUGGGAUCGAACUGAAACCCAAAAUGAGCCUUUUGAACGGUGUCACGGUCAUCGUGGGUAGUAUCAUCGGGUCUGGAAUAUUCAUAUCGCCAACGGGCGUGUUGGAAAACACCGGGUCGGUGAAUGCUUCGUUGAUCGUCUGGGUCUUGUCUGGCGUAUUUUCGAUGGUCGGUGCUUACUGUUACGCGGAACUGGGAUGUAUGAUAUCAAAGUCCGGAGCAGACUACGCGUAUAUCAUGGAGACGUUUGGGCCGUUUAUAGCUUUCAUGCGACUGUGGGUGGAGUGCAUGAUCGUCCGACCGUGUUCGCAAGCCAUCGUCGCCCUCACGUUUAGCCUUUACGUUCUAAAACCCAUGUACACUGACUGCGAUCCACCCGAAGAGUCCACAAGACUGUUAGCCGCUUGUUGUAUAGUGUUAUUGACGUUUAUCAACUGCUGGGAUGUUAAGUGGGCAACACGCGUACAAGACAUUUUCACCUAUGCCAAGUUGUUAGCUCUCAUGGUCAUUAUUACUACGGGAGUUUAUCAGUUAUACUCAGGGCAUACCGAACAUUUUACGUUUGUAAAUACAAAAACUGAAGUUACCUCGAUUGCUCUCUCGUUUUAUUCUGGCCUUUUUGCGUAUAACGGAUGGAAUUAUUUAAACUUCGUGAUUGAAGAAUUAAAGGAUCCUAUACGAAACCUGCCAAGAGCAAUAGCAAUAUCAUGCAUACUAGUCACCGUCGUGUACGUCUUCACUAAUGUAGCUUUUUAUACAACUUUAUCACCACAAGAAGUCCUGACUUCGGAAGCUGUCGCUGUUACGUUUGCGGAAAGACUGUACGGUCCAAUGGCAUGGACGAUUCCUGUGUUUGUUGCUUUAUCUACAUUUGGCGCUGUUAAUGGCAUUUUGCUGACAAGUUCGAGGUUGUUCUAUGCUGGAGCUCUCGAGGGACAAAUGCCACAAAUCCUAACAAUGAUCCAAAUCAAUCGACUGACACCCACGCCAGCAGUAAUAUGCAUUUGCUUGCUGUCUCUGAUAUACUUGCAGAUAUCUAACAUUUACGCUCUUAUUAACUACGUGGGAUUUGCGACAUGGUUAAGCAUCGGUGUGUCAGUUUUGUGUAUACCGUGGCUACGUUUUACUCAACCCGAUUUGAAAAGACCGAUCAAAGUCAAUAUGUUCUUCCCGAUUAUCUACAUCGCUGCUACACUUUUUGUGACUAUAAUACCGAUAAUCGCUAGUCCGGUCGAAACAGGGUACGGAUGUUUAAUGAUAUUGACCAGUAUACCAGUGUAUGGUGUGUUCAUUUUUUGGAAAAACAAACCUAUGAUAUUCCACAAAAUCGUCGGAUGUUUAACACGUUACCUCCAAAUACUACUGAUGGUAACCACGUCAAAAUCGCCGGCCAAAGUUUAAGACACAAACAUUUUAUCAUAAUCAUCACAACAAUACGUCUAUACAACCGUUAACCAACAAUAAUAAAUCCAAUAAAUAAUAAUCAUAAUAAUAAUUAAUAAUAUUAUCUUAAUAUGUUAUGUGAGUU